UUUUUUUCUCUAAUGCCUCUCACAUCUCAUCCGACCCAUUUCUCCUGAGUGGGUUCUUCUUGUAAAAGUGGUUAAACCCAGGAGUAGGUAAUAAGAGACCAGGGACCAAAAGAAAAUUUCCUUCUUUUCUCAAUAAAAACACCAUUUUUUUUUGGCUAUUGGUUUAGUGUUGGAGUUUUCUGAUGCAAAUUCUGGGUUUUGAGAUUCUCUGAAGAAAAAGAUCGAAUUUACAACCGAAGGCAUGGGGAUGAGCAUUGUUUUUGCUCUUCUUUUAUGUUCACUUAAUGGGAUUUUAUCCGACGACACUGCCGAUGUAACAGUUAUUGUAAAGGGAUCUUCCACAAUUGCCGAGACCAACGAGAAUUUCGUGUGCGCCACUAUCGAUUGGUGGCCUCCCGAGAAGUGUAGCUACAAUCAGUGCCCAUGGGGACAGUCUUCUGUCCUAAAUUUGAAUCUAACCCACCCUUUCCUAGCCAAUGCUAUCAAAGCUUUUAAUCCUCUGAGGAUAAGAGUCGGAGGCUCUUUGCAAGACCAAGUUGUAUAUGGCAUGCCGAAUUUGGGACAUCCGUGUGUUCCAUUCUCGAAGAAGGCAGGCGGGUUGUUUGGAUUCUCCCAAGGAUGUUUAAGCAUGGAAAGAUGGGAUGAGCUUAAUGAUUUGUUCCUGAAAACUGGAGCAAUUAUUACAUUUGGUCUUAACGCACUUUACGGGAGGCAUCCUAUUCGAAAGGGCAUCUGGGGAGGUGCUUGGAAUUCAAGUAACACUCGCAAAUUCAUAGAAUACACAAUCUCAAAGAGUUACCGAGUUGACUCGUGGGAAUUUGGAAACGAGUUAAGCGGGCACGGAGUGGGUGCGAGUGUCGGUGCCGAACAGUAUGGGAGGGAUCUCAUUGUACUUAAAUCCAUGCUUGAUGAGUUGUAUAGCAAAUCACGUACGAAGCCUUUGCUAUUAGCGCCAGGCGGGUUCUACGAACAGCAAUGGUAUGCUCAGCUUCUUCAGGUGUCAGGGUCGGGUACUCUCAACGGCAUGACGCAUCAUAUAUACAAUCUUGGCGGAGGUAAUGAUCCCCAUAUUGCAAGUAAGAUUACCGAUCCGCAGUAUUUAAGUCGCGUUGCCGAUACGUUCAGAGAUCUUCAACUCACUCUACAAAGACAUGGACCCUGGGCUUCUGCUUGGGUUGGCGAAGCUGGUGGUGCAUACAACAGUGGCAGUCGCCUCGUGUCAAAUACUUUUCUUAAUAGCUUUUGGUACUUAGAUCAACUCGGGCUAUCGUCGAAGUAUCACACUAAGGCUUAUUGUAGACAGACUUUAAUUGGUGGCUAUUAUGGUCUCCUCGACACCAAAACUUUCAUACCAAAUCCUGAUUACUACAGCGCAUUGCUGUGGCAUCGGCUAAUGGGGAAAGGAGUUCUUUCCGUUGAUAUUAGCGGCUCUCCAUAUUUACGCGCGUAUGCCCAUUGCAGCAAGCACAAGGCGGGCGUCUCCGUGCUCCUGAUCAACUUAAACCGAAGUAGGAGCUUCACCGUCACCGUCCGAAACGACAUCAACGUCGACCUCGCAGCGGGGGCCGGGAUCGCACGCGAUGGCUCACUCACCUACGACAUCAAACGGACGGUGUCGUGGGUCGGAAGCAAAGCAUCGGACGGCCCGGAGAAGAGAGAAGAGUACCAUCUGACGGCCCAAGACGGGAACCAUCUGAGCAGAACCAUGCUGUUAAACGGCACUCCUUUGGAGCUCACCGAAGACGGAGAUGUUCCUGCCAUGGAACCUCUGUUAGCUCCGGUUAAUUCAGCUAUUUAUGUUGCUCCAAUGUCAAUGGCAUUUGUGGUUUUCCCGAAUUUCGAGGCUCGAGCUUGCGGCCGGUAGCUUAUUAAGAUGAUUCUGUUCAUAUUGUUUUUCUAAUGUGAGAAAUAUAGUUUGAUAUAUGUUGUUGUUGGUGGAAAAUCGAUUGUUUAUAAGAGAUUGAGCAGUGGAUCAGAGAGGCCCUGCAAUUUCUUUUCUUUUUUUUUUCCUCUCUCGAAUAAGAUGUAUGAUUAGUUGUAUAUCAUUGUUGUGAAUUUUGAGUUUCUAGAUUCCACCUAAA
Ananas comosus (pineapple) is the source of this 2081-nucleotide messenger RNA. RefSeq names its product heparanase-like protein 1. The coding region runs from base 242 to 1864 and encodes 540 amino acids. The record is from RefSeq and is a predicted model, not a curated record. Lineage: Eukaryota; Viridiplantae; Streptophyta; Magnoliopsida; Poales; Bromeliaceae. Gene Ontology annotation, molecular function: beta-glucuronidase activity. Gene Ontology annotation, cellular component: plant-type cell wall; membrane. The transcript is spliced from 10 exons.